GGAGCUUCAAGCUGUGGCACUUUAAGUUCCUUUUCUAAAUUAAAUCUCUGUGUGGAGGCUGUGAAGAGCAGGUAGACAGUUCUGUGCUCUGUCGACAUUAAGGACACUCACUGGGAAGCAGCUGAGUGAACAUUAUGGAGAACAAGAUGACUGAUCCAUACAGUGAUGAUAUUCAUAUUUCCAGAGAUAUGAAAGAAAUCCCAACUUCUCCACACUUCACAACGCAGCCUCUCCCACUGACCAUUAAACCAAACAAAUUCACAGGUUUUGGAGACUACGAAUCAGGAAUUACAUAUUCCACAAAUAACAUAUCUACAGUAAAUAUAGAAAGGCUCACUGCACAUUCAGAAGGAGGAUCACGUAAGAGAAAAAGUACCCCCACCAAAGUCAUUCAUACUGUUCACUCAGAAGAUUUACCAAAAGAAAUCGAUGAACCUGAAGACAUCAAAGUGGAAUUGCCAUCACCAAAACCCAUGGCUCAAAUGAUUGACUUAAGUAAUGUAGGGUUUCAGUUGUUCAGAGCUUUUGAUCACCUGGGUACCACAGGUUUGAAACAUGAGUCUAUUAAACAUAACUUAAUGUGGCCUACCAGUCCUCUGAUGAUGCAUCCUUCUCGAUCAUACUUUUCUAAUGUCACUCCAGACUUUAUGUUCCCUUUUGUUAUGGCACCAUCAAAUCUGCAUUUUCGAUAUCCUCUUCACCAGAAUCGUCCUCUGGGAACUCUGAGUGGUGGGAUGCCUAGUAGAGAAGAAAAGAAGAACACAGUUGAACGGGUUGAUGUUAACAUUCAAAUUGACGACAGUUAUUAUGUCAAUGUAGGUGGCAGUCAGAAACGCUGGCAAUGCCGAAUGUGUGAGAAGUCAUACACUUCCAAGUACAACCUGGUGACACAUAUUUUGGGACACAGUGGUAUCAAGCCCCACGCUUGUUCCCAAUGUGGAAAACUCUUCAAACAACUGAGCCAUCUGCAUACUCACAUGCUGACGCAUCAGGGUACCAGACCUCACAAGUGUCAUGUCUGUCACAAAGCAUUCACCCAGACCAGCCAUCUCAAACGACAUAUGAUGCAACAUAGUGAUGUGAAACCAUAUAAUUGCAGCAUUUGUGGCCGGGGCUUUGCUUAUCCAAGUGAACUCAAAGCCCAUGAAACCAAGCAUGAGAAUGGUCGAGAUAACAUUUGUGUUGAGUGUGGACUUGACUUUCCUACCCUGGCCCAGUUAAAGAGACAUUUGACAUCACACCGUGGUCCUACAUUAUAUCACUGUGAUGAAUGUGAGAAGACUUUCCAGUAUCCAAGUCAGUUACAAAAUCACAUGAUGAAACACAAAGAUAUCCGCCCAUAUAUCUGCACUGAAUGUGGCAUGGAAUUCAUUCAACCCCAUCACCUCAAGCAGCACUCUCUGACACACAAGGGCGUGAAGGAGCAUAAAUGUGGAAUCUGUGGACGUGAGUUUACAUUGCUGGCCAACAUGAAGCGACAUGUUCUUAUUCAUACCAACAUCCGAGCCUACCAGUGUCACCUUUGCUUCAAGAGCUUUGUGCAGAAACAAACAUUGAAGGCACACAUGAUUGUUCACUCUGACAUCAAACCUUUCAAAUGCAAGUUGUGUGGGAAGGAGUUUAACCGGAUGCACAAUUUGAUGGGACACAUGCACCUGCAUUCUGACAGCAAACCAUUCAAAUGUUUGUACUGUCCCAGCAAAUUUACCCUGAAGGGAAAUCUUACUCGUCAUAUGAAGGUUAAACAUGGAGUCAUGGAUGGAGGGUCUGACUCACAAAGCUUCAGGCGGAGAGGGCGAAUUGGAAUUGUACAGAAUAAUCUAAUGAGCAAUUUUGUGCAGGAAGAGCCCUUUGACCUUUCUCAAAAAGGCAGAAUAAAAAUAUCAUCCCAGUCCGAUGGGGAGAGUGCCAAAGGUAGCUCUUGUCAGGAAGAAGAAGAAGACAACUACUAUGCAAUAGAUCAAUACAGCCCUGGUAUGUAUUGCAGAGCAGACAAAAUUUAUUUGCCAGAAGAUUUAUCCCAGAAACCAGGAAGGCUCAUUCAAGACUUUAGAGAUUCAGACAAUGAAGAGCAGGACAAAGAGUGUAUGAUAAAUGAAGAAGAUGAAGACUUGAUGACCCAUGGAAAAUUUCUGCAGAAUGGAACUGACAAAAAUAGCACUGCAGCUAUGCACUAUCUAUUUGAUAUCAAUGAAAGCUAUAAGGAAUUUUGUCUUGACAGGAGAUGUAGCCCAGUGUGAGAAACAUAAUGGUAAUAAAAUGAAACCACUAUUUUGAUUAAUAAAUCUGCAAAAGAAAUGACUGUGUAAACAUAAAUGAAAUGCUGUUUAGAUAUGAGAAGUAUGAGCCGCAUAGUACCUUUCGCUUAUGAUGUUUAUAUUUAUUUAGAAUCAUGCAGUUCAUCGGCUUGGACUCUCUCUGAUUAAAGGACCACAUCUUCACAACUUCCCCUUUCUGCAAAAUUGCAACCAGUGGCACUAACACUUUAUACAAAGCCCUCAUAACUACCCAAAGCUGCAAAUUUUAACGUAUCAUCAAUAAUCAAAAUAUCCAUUUGAUAAACAUAAGGAAGACAUUGCUCUUGUCUGUUUAACAAUGGGCUGGCAAAACUAACAGACUUUGUUCACUGCACAUUUAUGAACAGAUUUAAUCUAGCCUGUGUCACUACAGGGCUAUGGAGAGUCCACUUUGCUUGGCUUCUUCAUAUGGACAAGGAAUGAGUAGGGUCACUGCAAGUCUGUUGAAUAAGCAAAUUAUUAUUGAUAUUUCUCCUGAUAUAAUUUUGAGUAUUUGUUUUAAAUAUACAUGUCAUUGUAAUUACUUAUCGGAUAUUAUCCACUCGCAUUUUUGUGUAUUUUUCUGGUAUAUUUUCUAGCUAUGAAGUAUAUCUUUAAAGUAUGACUUCCAGUGAAAAUCUUCCAGGUAUUACAAAGCAUGCAAAGUCAUUUUAAGUAACAAAAUACAUUUGCUGAAGUAUGAGGCAAUGCCGGAACUAUUACAAACCAAAUGCAAAUGGAGAAAAUAUGUAACAGUAAAAUAAUCAUGAGUUUCCAGUGAAAUAGAAAAUCUCUUAUGCUUGUCAUCUGCAACGGAUCUGAAAUAAGAUAAAGAAACAAAAGAAUGCUGUUUUAUGAGAUACAUGAAUGCCUUGCGGUUUGUCUUUUUAUUUAGUCCUUGUGAAGACUUGAGGACCAUUUAUCUAAAUUCCUACAUAAUUCAAGUCAUCCUGGAAUAAACAUUGACUUUGAUGCUCAGGAAUGCUAGCCUCACAUUGCAGCUGAAAUACUUGAGUUCCGGUGCUGGCUCAGGCUUGAAAUCUGCCAUUUCAACAUGAAAUAAAAUUAGUUGUUUGGUAGCCAGGCCUCGUAAUGCUGAAGAGAUCUACUUUUUGGGCAGAGGUUGUGGGGGAUGUGUUUACUUCUCCACUGAGCAUAUAUCCAUUGGCAGUGCCUAUUGCUAUGGGAGAUCAAGCUCAGAUCUGUUAACGUAAAUUCAGAACUGAAAGACUGAUUAAAUGCAAACAAUCAUGAUUGAAAUGGUGGGAAAGGGUGAGAAAAAUUAGGUAUAAAUGUAAAUAUUAAGUAUUUGCUCAGAGAAUAUCAACAACAGUAUGCUGUCAUUUUAUCAUGCACGCAUUUAUAAAAUUCUUUUAAACAAAAUACUGGUUAUAUAUGUUGGAAAUCAUUGUUGUCUAGUGUUAUUCAAAAUGUUGAAGCACAUUUAGUAAAGGACCACUAUGGAAUACAUGUAGUGUCGACCAAGUACUUGGUGCUCUUACUGCAACAUUGUACCCUUCCUUUAUCCCGCACUCAUUUUUUCUCUCAAUAUUGACAAGACUAACAUUUACAGUACGUUUUCAAGGUAAUUAAUAAAACAAUUAUGAUCUGCAUUCUAAUUUUCACAUGUAAUUUGUUACAUAAUAUUCAUAAUAGCUUAUCCAAUAAAAAUAUGCAAGGUACUUCAUGUAUUCCUGAAUAUCUUGCUCUGUAGGAGGUAAGGUGCUGCAUUACGCAAUAAGGGUGCAGCAAUUCAGUAGAUUCACUCAAGAACUAUAACUGCUUUUGGUUCAAAUGAUCUUUCCAGAACAAUGGAAAACAGGAGCAGGCCAUUAAGCCCAAUCAAGCCCAUUGGAUUCACUUAGAUCAUUGUUGACUUAUAGCUCAAUCCUAU
This is a messenger RNA of Stegostoma tigrinum, 4170 nucleotides long. It is a transcript of the gene znf366, whose product is annotated as zinc finger protein 366. The transcript is spliced from 5 exons. Gene Ontology annotation, biological process: regulation of transcription by RNA polymerase II. Bases 135 to 2240 code for a protein of 701 amino acids. The record is from RefSeq and is a predicted model, not a curated record. Gene Ontology annotation, cellular component: nucleus. NCBI's taxonomy places the organism in Eukaryota, Metazoa, Chordata, Chondrichthyes, Orectolobiformes, Stegostomatidae. Gene Ontology annotation, molecular function: DNA-binding transcription factor activity, RNA polymerase II-specific; RNA polymerase II cis-regulatory region sequence-specific DNA binding.